UAAGGACCACACUUGGAUUAUCAUGAUCAAGAUCAAGAUCAAGAUCAUUAAUUUCCUUGCCUUUAUAAACUCGCAGAACUCCCUCCUCCUCUUCGUAAGAGCUCUAUUCCUUCACCAUUAUUCUCUCUCCAAACCAGUAUUAAUUCUUCUUUAGCAACACCAAGUAUGGCACUCGCCAUAUCAACCCUUCUCUUCCUUUUCUUCACUGUAUCAUCCGCCUUGGACAUGUCAAUCUUUAACCAUGGCGACAAUCACCUAAACCAUGAUCAGUCGAGCUGGAGAAGCGAUGAUGAGGUGAUGAGUAUAUACAAAUGGUGGCUUCAAAAGCAUGGUAAAGCAUACAACAAGCUAGGAGAGACGGCAAAAAGGUUUGAAAUCUUUAAGAACAAUUUGAGAUUCAUUGAUGAACAUAACUCUCAAAACCGUACGUACAAAGUUGGGUUGACCAAGUUUGCUGAUCUUACCAACCAAGAGUACCGUGCCAUGUUCUUGGGCAUGAGGAGUGACCCAAAGCGUAGAUUAAUGAAGUCCAAAAACCCGAGUGAAAGGUACGCUUUCAAGGCUGGAGACAAGCUGCCAGAAUCUGUGGAUUGGAGAGGAAAAGGAGCUGUCAAUCCGAUCAAAGAUCAAGGAAGUUGUGGUAGUUGCUGGGCUUUUUCAACAGUAGCUGCUGUGGAAGGAAUAAACCAGAUUGUAACAGGGGAGCUGAUCUCUCUAUCAGAACAGGAACUUGUAGACUGUGACAGGUUCUAUAAUGAAGGUUGCAAUGGAGGCCUCAUGGACUACGCAUUCCAAUUCAUUAUCAACAAUGGUGGCCUGGACACCGAAAAGGACUAUCCAUAUCUAGGCAAUGAUGAUACAUGUGACAGAGACAAGAUGAAAACCAAGGCUGUUAGCAUUGAUGGGUUUGAGGAUGUUUUGCCUUUUGACGAGAAAGCAUUGCAGAAAGCUGUGGCACAUCAGCCAGUUAGUGUUGCCAUUGAAGCCAGUGGCAUGGCCUUACAAUUCUACCAGUCUGGAGUGUUCACUGGUGAAUGUGGGACAGCUCUAGACCAUGGUGUUGUUGUUGUUGGAUAUGGCACGGAGAAAGGACUGGAUUAUUGGCUUGUUAGGAACUCAUGGGGCACAGAAUGGGGCGAGCAUGGAUACAUCAAGAUGCAACGUAACGUCCGCGACACAUACACUGGCAGAUGUGGGAUUGCAAUGGAAUCUUCAUACCCAGUCAAGAAUGGCCAGAACACUGCUAAACCUUACUUGGCUGAUGAAAGCGCAGGUGAGAAGAUCAGCAGUAUUUGAAGCAUCGUAUUUGCUAGCUGUAUCGAGCAAAACAAGAAGGCAAGGUGACUAAAGGUGCAAAUAAAUUGAUGAUUGGUGAGAUUGUGUGUUGAUUUAUUGUGCUGAUCACAAGACUCUGAUCCUUCUUGGUCUAAGUUUACCAAGAGGACAAUGAGACCAGCUAUUCAUGUUUGUUUCCAAUUCCAUGGAUGAUUGUCUUUGUA
Molecule: messenger RNA, 1499 nt
Organism: Populus nigra (black poplar)
Lineage: Eukaryota; Viridiplantae; Streptophyta; Magnoliopsida; Malpighiales; Salicaceae
Product: cysteine proteinase mucunain-like
Exons: 4
Coding region: 166-1296 (376 amino acids)
Cellular component (GO): lysosome
Molecular function (GO): cysteine-type endopeptidase activity
Source: RefSeq, a predicted model, not a curated record